AUGGCUUGCGCUGCGCGAUCACUCUGCCGAAACGCACGCGCUUCAACGGGCGCGAUUGGCGUGAAUUGGAAUCAAGCCAUUCGAUGCUAUUACCAACCACACAAACCAGCUUUGAGCUCCUGGAGUCAGCGUCGCUUCAAAUCUGACGCUGACUCCCCCAUCUUUUCUGGGUCAUUCUCUACCGCUGAGACCCGGGAAAUAUGGUCCGACGCGCGCCGGACGUCCUUAUUUUUGGACUUCGAAGCCGCCCUGGCUAAAGUGCAAGCCAAACUCGACAUUAUCCCUCAAAAAGCUGCCGAUGAGAUUGUCAAGACAUGCAGCUCAGACUUUAUCGACUUCGAUGAGUUGGCGAAAAAGACGCAGCUGAUCGGGUACCCGGUAUUGCCGGUCGUGCAACAAUUAGUCAAGAAAGUUAAUGAAGUCGAGCCAAAGCUAGGAGAAUGGGCUCACUGGGGAGCAACGACCCAGGACCUGACCGAUACGGCGGUGGUCCUUCAACUCAAGGAAACCUUGAUUCUGGUUGAGGCCGAACUGGACCGGAUCAUGGAAGCUCUAGUAGCACUCUGCCGGGCGCACAAGUCAACGCCCAUGGCUGCUCGGUCGAACUUGCAACAAGCCGUACCGAUGUCCUUUGGUUUCAAGAUGGCGAGACUUCUUGCGACCUUUCAGCGCCACAAGGUUCGGCUUCAGGAGCUUAGACCACGACUUCUCGUUCUCGAGUUCGGUGGUGCCGCCGGGACACUCGCAACAAUCCCCGAUCAUACGUCAGACUCGACUUCGAAAGCUAAAGGAACGACACCACUAGGUCUAAAAUGCCAGCAAUUACUGGCCGAAGAACUCGGCCUUGCAGUGCCUGCAAUCGCAUGGCAUACAGAACGGGACAACUUCGCCGAGGUCGCAAACUAUCUAGCCAUUCUGACCGCAACAUGCGCCAAAUUCGCCACCGACCUCAAGCUGAUGAUGCAAUCGGAGGUCAACGAAGCCAUGGAACCUUACGUUCCACACCGAGGGAGCAGCAGCACAAUGCCUCAAAAACGUAACCCGAUCGGUUCAGCUUACAUCUGCUCGAUCGCAAGCAGCGUUCGAACAAUGGCUUCGGCCAUGACAGAAGGCAUAGUAGCGGACCACGAACGCAGCACAGGUCCAUGGGAGAUCGAAUGGAUCAUGCUUCCGCAAAUAUGCUCGCUGAGCCACGCUUGUCUCAAGCACACCGCUUACUUGCUCGAAGGUCUCGAGGUGAACAAAGAGGGCAUGGCGGCUAAUCUUGCGUUGUCGAAAGGCGCGAUUGUUUCGGAGGCAGUCAUGAUGGGAUUGGGCAAGGCUAUGGGAAGGCAAUAUGCACAUGAUAAGGUCUAUACCCUGUGCCGUCAAGCUCAGACUAGUGACAGGCCGCUUGUUGAGCUUCUGGUGGAAGAUGAAGAGAUCAAGGCGAGCGGCGUGUCUGCUGAAGAACUGAAAGGGCUGUGCGAUCCGGCGAACUACUUGGGCUUGAGCGAAGUAAUGGUGGACUCUGUAUUGAAAGGCAUCAAGUAUGAGUGAAGGAGAUUCCCGUUGCGCCUAAAUUUAUGCAGCUUUCGUUGUUACCAAUGGAGUCUUUCCCCUACGAUACUGUUCAAUGUUACCGGUCUGCCCGUU
Molecule: messenger RNA, 1635 nt
Organism: Dissoconium aciculare CBS 342.82
Lineage: Eukaryota; Fungi; Ascomycota; Dothideomycetes; Mycosphaerellales; Dissoconiaceae
Product: beta carboxy-cis-cis-muconate lactonizing enzyme, cyloisomerase, CLME2
Exons: 2
Coding region: 1-1539 (512 amino acids)
Molecular function (GO): catalytic activity
Source: RefSeq, a predicted model, not a curated record